AUGGAGGGCGCCAACGGCUGCGGCAUCCAUGUCGUCUCCCAGCGCAUGGUGCGCCCGUUGACGCCGCCGCCGGCGACGAUGAUGAACGGGAACGGCUGCCAUCGGCGCAAGGAGGAGGUCGAGGUGAUCCACUUGACGCCGUGGGACCUACGCCUGAUCAGCAUCGACUACAUCCAGAAGGGCAUCCUCCUGCCCAAGCCUCCAUCCGACGGCGACAACGACCUCGUCAACGCCCUCGAGUCGUCGUUCGCGCGCGCCCUGCGUCUUUUCUAUCCGUUCGCCGGCAGGCUCGCCUCCGAGGAGCGCGCCGGCGACGGGACCGUGUCAGUGUUCUUGAGGUGCACCGGCGAGGGCGCCGAGUUCGUGCACGCGGUGGCGCCAGAGGUCGCCGUCGCGGACAUCGUCUCCUCGCUGUACACGCCGCCAGUGGUCUGGGAUUUCUACCUCUAG
Messenger RNA from Miscanthus lutarioriparius, 450 nucleotides. NCBI's taxonomy places the organism in Eukaryota, Viridiplantae, Streptophyta, Magnoliopsida, Poales, Poaceae. The record is from the annotation of a GenBank genome assembly.